CUACGGACACUCAUCCCAAGAGCCUCACUCGUCUCUCGUCCCCUCCUCCCUCUCACAUCUCGUCUCGCAAUAGCUCAGCGUUCCGCACUCCCCAUCCAACAACGCUACUACCCGUGGCGCAUGUUCUCUUUCUGUUCGCCUCUCCGCACCAACUCUCCCUCCCCUCCACGCUCCCCUACCUCUCCCUCUUCUCCUUCCAAUCCUGGUUCUGCUUCUGCUUCAGAAGGAAAAGACGCGAAAUCAUUCUCCGAACGCCUCAAACACCUAAUCAAGACCUACGGCUGGUACGCCCUAGGCGUCUACAUCAUAAUCGGAACCCUCGACUUCGGAGUCUCCUUCGCAGCUAUCAACUUCAUCGGCGCAGAACACGUCGCUCGCGUCACAGAUGCCGUCAAAUCUCAAAUCUCAUCCCUCAUUCACUCUACCCCGCCUGAGCCCGGUAGACAGGAAUACGAGACUGCCCCGCCUUAUGGAAGUGGGAUGGGUUUGGGGCUGGGAAGAAAGGAGAGCUUGUAUGCGAUGAUCGUACUCGCGUGGACUGUCCACAAGACGCUGUUAUUACCUGUUCGUGUGGGUUUGACAGCUGCGUUUACACCUAGACUUGUCAACUGGCUUACGAGACGAGGUUGGGCUGGUGGUGAGGGUACGAAAAGAGCCGCUAUGCAAAUGCGAGAACGAGUACGCCGAGGGAGAGAUCGUGAUUAAACAUCAAGUCGACGAAGUUAUAUUUAUUCGCCGAAAGGAUGAGACAGCAUUAGGAGAGACGUCUCACAAAAAGCUAUACUUUAAUCCCUACUAUUAAUAUUUUACAAGUACAUGGGGGCAUUGGGGUUUGAUCGCAUGCUCUCGAUAUUCUUGAUACAAAUACAAUGUCCUGUCUCCUCUUGUCAAUCGGAGGCUUGAUUGCGUUCAAUCAGGGAUUAUGCAGAAGUCGGGACUUCGUCGGCUAUCAUCAUGAAAAUGCAAGAACGCCAGUCAGUUUACCAGAAGCGUAAAUAAAUGAAGUAGGGAACGUACGUUG
Molecule: messenger RNA, 1021 nt
Organism: Fomitiporia mediterranea MF3/22
Lineage: Eukaryota; Fungi; Basidiomycota; Agaricomycetes; Hymenochaetales; Hymenochaetaceae
Exons: 2
Coding region: 121-705 (194 amino acids)
Cellular component (GO): mitochondrion
Source: RefSeq, a predicted model, not a curated record